Messenger RNA from Vespula vulgaris, 1381 nucleotides. RefSeq lists its product as uncharacterized. The transcript is spliced from 5 exons. NCBI's taxonomy places the organism in Eukaryota, Metazoa, Arthropoda, Insecta, Hymenoptera, Vespidae. The coding region runs from base 28 to 1128 and encodes 366 amino acids. The record is from RefSeq and is a predicted model, not a curated record.
AUAAGUUAUAACUAGUGUUUUCAAAUCAUGUCGGAUAUUAAAAAUGUUAUAGAAUUGCUAUGUAAACAUUUGAAUUUAUCAAUUAAAGUGGCAAUUCAACCAGAAUAUUUUAGGUUAUCUAAAUAUAAUAAUACAACGCAAAAAUCUGAUAUAUUAUGGACGAUAUUACACAUAUUAAGCUUUUAUGCAGCGAAAGAAAAGCAAAAUGACAUAUACUUUGAGGAAUAUGAUAAAUUAUCUGCUACAAAAUUAUAUUUCGCUUUUUUACAAUAUCCAGCGAUUGAAUUUUAUAGUUUAUCAGAAAGCUGCCAUAAUAAUAGAGUACUUCUAUUAGCAUUUGCAUGGCUUUUAGCUACACAAAAUGUUUUAAAUAUCGUGGUACGUGUCAACUUGACAUCUAGUCUUUUAGGAAGGGAAUGUUCAUGCCCUGAUAUAUCUUUGAAAGAAGUAUCUACAGUAGAAACAUCAUGCUCUGUACAUACACAAAUAAAAAAUAUUAUCCAUCACAAUAGUAAAAUAAAUUUUAAUAUUAAACAUAUAUCCGAAUUAAUUUGCAAAAAAGUUAAAUUGUUAAAUAAAGCUCAUGAUGCGAGCUUGAAUUUUGAUCAUCUUGCACAUAUGAAUGUAAUGGAAAUUGCAUUUAUAAAGCAUUUAUUAGCCUUACAUACAGAUUCAAAUUUUGUUCAAUAUAAACAACAAAAGUCAGAUUUGCGUGCUAUAGGAGUGAUGUUAGAUAUACAUUUAAAAUGGAUGGAAAAAGAACAUCUAUUUUAUGAUUGGAUGAUAAGUGUGAUCAAGGAAUAUGAGAAAUCUGUAGAUAUUAAUAUAAAUAGAAUAAGUUGGGAUGAAAUUGGUAGUUUCAUUUCUUUGUUGGAACAUGUUAUAAAAAAGAAAUUAUAUUCUGUUUACUCAGAAAAAACAGAAGACAAUCUGGAAUGUCGUAACACUUUCCAAUGUACAUCUCGUUUAUUAAGAACAUCCGAUAUCAAAUGUGAAGUUAAUAAAUGGUUAAUGGAUGUAACCAUUCAACUAAAUCAAAUAAAAGAAACACUUGGAAAAAAUAAAGAAGAGCUCGCAUUACAAUUGAAAAAUAUAUUAAUGAUCGUGCCAUUGUGCAUUCGAGUUUAAUACUGCUAUAAUAUUUUUUUAUGAAGCAUAUGUAGAAUUAUAAUUUUUAGUGGAUUUUUAUAAGGAUACCAUACGUCAACUAAAUUUCAUUUAUAAGAAAAAAAAUGUUAGCAGAAAUUAAAAAAAUCAAAUUAGUUAGGCCUAAUAUGUAUUAAACAGAAAUUUAUCUAAAUGUCACGACGUGGGAGUCGUUAUCAGGUCAAUUACACCGAACGAUGAAAUAAAAACAUUGAGAACCGUGACGAGAAAUAUA